Styela clava is the source of this 1074-nucleotide messenger RNA. RefSeq names its product histone chaperone ASF1B-like. Gene Ontology annotation, molecular function: histone binding. Gene Ontology annotation, cellular component: nucleus; chromatin. Gene Ontology annotation, biological process: DNA replication-dependent chromatin assembly. NCBI's taxonomy places the organism in Eukaryota, Metazoa, Chordata, Ascidiacea, Stolidobranchia, Styelidae. The record is from RefSeq and is a predicted model, not a curated record.
GUUUAGAGAUUCCGCUCUGGCGACAGUCCAGUCAGCUGUGCUUAUUCCGCCGCUUUCCUUUCCAGUUUAUUUUAAAGUUGUUGUUCUCAUUUCACAAGCCUUGAUAUUGAAACGACGCAUGCAAUUGAACGAUGGCUAAAGUUCAAAUUGUGAACGUGGAGGUAUUAGAUAAUCCAUCGUUGUUUUUCAAUCCUUUCCAAUUUCAAAUAACUUUCGAUUGCAUUGAAAAUCUUUCUGAUGAUUUGGAGUGGAAAAUCAUAUAUGUGGGAUCUGCUGAAAGUGAACAACAUGACCAAGAGUUGGAUUCUGUGCUAGUUGGUCCAGUCCCUAGCGGACGGCAUAAGUUUGUUUUCCAGGCCGAUCCUCCAAAAACUGAAUUGAUACCAGUGCAGGAUGCUGUGGGUGUGACGGUUGUAAUAAUAACUUGUACUUAUCACAGUAAGGAAUUUAUUCGAGUUGGUUACUAUGUAAACAAUGAAUAUGAUGACUUGGAGCUCCGAGAAAAUCCCCCUGAGAGCCCAGACUUUAGCAAGCUCACAAGGAAUAUACUAGACAGCAAGCCCAGAGUAACAAGAUUUAAAAUAAACUGGGACAAUAAUGAUGAAGAACUUGUCGCUGAUGAGAAUAUUCCUCCAGAUACAGACUUCGCUAACAGUUUAAAUCACGAUAAUUCAUCUGCAUUAUCGAGCUGCAAUUCCAAAGCACCAUUCGGACAGAUAUCAGGCAAUGUGGCUGGCGAAGUUACGAGUAAUGACAAAUUUUGUAAUCCCCCGUAUGAAAAUAGUACGGACUCCAUGGACAUGCGGAUGUUUGUAGAAUGAAUCAAGUAUAUUGCACAUUAUUCCUUUCAAUCGGGAGGUCGCUGCAUGAAGAAUCUAGAUGGAGGAUCAUUUUGCGACCGCAUGGACAAGAAUGUGAUGAAUGUAGUCAAACUCGUAUGUCCUGUCAAUUUCUAUGUCCGUUAUCCGCAAGCCCGACACACCCUGUAUAAUAAUUAGUUUUUGAUAUAUUAACGAUUUUCUAUUUUUCUUUUGAAAGCACAAGAUACUGUUGUAAUAAAGUUACCAUUCAUUA